CACUCUGCACUGCAACCAAUGGAGAGAGUCGAGCAGCAGAACACCAAGAAGCCGAGGGUGGACGCCAAGUUCCCCAUGCGUAGAGUGAAGCAAGAAGUAGAGGAAGGGCAGGCAACCGCCGGAGCCGGCGCAAUGGUGGCCGUGCAAGUCGCCGCCCCGGUAGUGGAUCUCGAAGUGAGGAUCGAAAAGGCCAAGCUUGACUGCCCCCGCUGCACCAUGCCCUUGAAGCCUCCAAUCUUCCAGUUCCAGUGCGAGGCCGGGCACUUGGCCUGCGGCACCUGCUACGCCGUCCUCACCAAGGACAAGUGCUACUCGUGCCACCGGGACGGCGCCUACCGCCGCCACACCCCUCUGGAAGGCAUCGUCAGCUGUGCCAAGGUCCUCUGCCCCUACGACGUCUACGGCUGCCGGACGUACGUCACCUACCACGAGGCCGGCGACCACCAGCGCGAUUGCCCCUGCGCGCCGUGCCGCUGCUCGGAGCCCGGCUGCGCCUUCGUGGGCUCGCCGCCGAUGCUCCGCGACCACCUCAGGGACACUCACGCCUGGCCCGUGGACAAGAUCACCUACGGACGCGCGCACAACAUCCGCCUGCCGGAAACGUGUCCGCCGCGCCUGCUCGAGGCGGAGGACGACGGCCGCGUGUUCUUCGUCGCCGUGGGCGCGCACGGCGCGCGCAUCGGCGUGACGGUGGCGUGCGUGAGGGCGAGUGCCGCGGCGGGGCCGCGCUACUCCUGCAAGCUGUGGGCGAGCGGGAACCCGGGCGCGGAGACCGGCCGGGUGGAGAUCGCCAUGGCGGAGGCGGACGUGCCGAGCAGCAGCGCGGUGCCUGGCCCUGGCGACGCCGCCACGGCUGCUGCGGCGGAGGCGGCGCCCUUGUCUGUGCGGCGCAGCAUGCUGCACGGGAAGUCCAUGGAGAUGCUCCUCAGCAUCAAAAUUGACAAGUCCAAGAACUGAAUGCGGCUACUGGUUCGUCUAAUCUAAACGAUCAAAUGGGAGAUCGAAGUCUGGGUUCUUUUGUCCACGGUAAUGGCUACUUGUGAGAUUUGUAUGACUUUGGAAACUUUGGAAUCUUGGUGGUUGUCAGCUCUGGGCCUCUCUGCCUGUUUUAGUUUCUGUGUAAUGUUUUAGUUUGUGUGUAAUUAUGUCAGUACUAAAUCAGAGGAUUACAUGUAGUUUCUCGUGGUUAGGAAUGCUGAAAUUUUCAUCGGUUGCUCUAUGAAUUGCUUCUCUUGGUUA
Sorghum bicolor (sorghum) is the source of this 1239-nucleotide messenger RNA. Its product is annotated as E3 ubiquitin-protein ligase SINA-like 10. NCBI's taxonomy places the organism in Eukaryota, Viridiplantae, Streptophyta, Magnoliopsida, Poales, Poaceae. The transcript has 2 exons. Bases 19 to 957 code for a protein of 312 amino acids. Gene Ontology annotation, molecular function: zinc ion binding. The record is from RefSeq and is a predicted model, not a curated record.